Peronospora matthiolae is the source of this 2040-nucleotide messenger RNA. Lineage: Eukaryota; Oomycota; Peronosporomycetes; Peronosporales; Peronosporaceae. The record is from the annotation of a GenBank genome assembly.
AUGGGCAUUUCUACAGCACCGGACGAAUACCAAGCCUGCAUGGAGAAGAUUUUUGGCGAUCUGGCUUUUGUCGUAGUCUAUUUGGAUGAUAUACUCGUCUACUCCGAUAGUGAAGAGACGCACCUAGAGCACCUACACAUUGUGUUCAAGCGACUAACCAAGUAUGGGGUAACUCUCAACGGAAAGAAGUGCCACAUCCUCAGACAGUCCGUCGACUAUCUCGGCUUUACGCUGACAUCUCAAGGGAUCCAGCCCCAACAAAAGAAGAUUCAAGCCAUCCAACAAAUUUCCGUCCCCAAAACCAGGAAGGAACUACGCCGCUUCCUCGGAAUGAUUAAUUACUAUAGAGAUAUGGUACCCAACAAGACGGCAUUGUGCCAACCUCUCAACCGAUUCACCAGCUCCAAAGUCCCGUUCGACUGGUUGUCUAGCGACACGGAAGCAUUUCACGCUAUCCAGAAAGCGUUUGCCCAAGCCGUACUGCUCGCGUUUCCUGACUUUGAGCAACCAUUUCACGUCUACGCCGAUGCCAGCGGAAAGCAAAUCGGUGGCAUCAUUAUGCAGAAGAACCAGAUUCUCGCCUGCUAUUCCCGAAGUCUCAACAAGCAUCAAGUGAAUUACACAACGAUGGAGCUUGAGCUCCUCUCUAUCGUUGAAAUGCUGCGCGAAUACCGCACCAUGCUGCUCGGGUUCCCUGUGGUUGUUCACACCGACCAUAAGAACCUAAUUUAUCCGACCGAAACCAGCCUGCGCGUUAAGCGCUGGAAGCUCCUGUUGGCUGAGUACAGGCUAUCGAUGCAUUACAUCAAGGGAACCAAGAAUGUUGGUGCUGAUGCGUUUUCCCGGAUGAGAUUCGAUGCGAUGAACACGAAGACUCAUUUGCAGCUCGCGGACGAGAUAUGCGCUACCGCUGAUGAACCAGAUUGUGUCAUGCAUGGUCCGGUUCUUCGCGAACAUCAAGAUAAGGACUUGAUGAUUCAAAAAAUCAAGACAGCUUGCCUCAACGGCAACAACAAUCCUGACUAUCAGCUUCUACCUCUACUCGGCUGCACGCUGGUCGCGUACCAAAAGCGCGUCAUCGUGCCCGAUAGCUUGCGAGAAGAUCUCAUUCGUUGGUAUCAUUUAACGCUCAGUCACCCUGGCGGUGAACGACAGUACAAGACAAUGAGGCAGGUUCUCUACUGGCCCGGAAUGGAAGCCGCGAUCAUCAAGAAUGCGAAAGAUUGUCUAAUUUGCAAGAAGGCAAAGGUCCACGGAGGCAAGCAGGACUAUGGAUUACUACCACCACGAACACUCAAGACGGUGAACCCCUUUGACACCGUUCAUGUCGAUCUCAUUGGUCCCUACGAAGACGGACACUACGGUAUUACCAUGAUUGACCAUGCGACGCGUUGGCUGGAAGUGGGUAUUCAGCACGACAAAACUUCGCUGACCACAGCCGAAAGCUUCGAUCGUGAAUGGCUGUGCCGCUACCCGCGUCCUGUAACGGUUAUACACGACCUAGGAACGGAAUUCACUGGUGAUGAGUUUCAAGAAUUGCUCCGCAGCUACGGGAUACAAGCCAAGCCUAUAACAAGCAAGAACCCUCAAGCUAACGCUAUUUGUGAACGCGUUCACCUCGAGAUUUUAAAUGUCAUCAGGUGCCACGAUGGCACUGACUGGAAGAAAACCAUUCACUACGCUGCAUUCGCCGUGCGAGCAAGCUACCACAGCAUUCUUAAUGCUUCCCCAGGUCAACUACUCUUCGGUCAAGAUAUGAUCACUCGUCAGCUUUAUAACGCCAACUGGAGCUAUCUAUCGAAGCGUCGUUUUGAUGCAAUUCUCGCCGACAAUGACCGCGAGAAUAGCAAACGCCUCGAGCAUUUCUACAAUACGGGAGACCAUGUGAUGUUACGCGUCCCCAAGAAGUUCCGUGCAAAAUUGCACGCAGUGGCAACCGGACCUUUUGUUAUCCGCCAAGUUCACAGCAACGGCACUGUGACCAUCGACAAGGGAGCAAUGGCAGAACGUGUGAGCAUCCGCCGCAUUUUUCCGUGCUAA